Molecule: messenger RNA, 1193 nt
Organism: Mytilus trossulus (common blue mussel)
Lineage: Eukaryota; Metazoa; Mollusca; Bivalvia; Mytilida; Mytilidae
Exons: 2
Coding region: 133-690 (185 amino acids)
Biological process (GO): DNA recombination; DNA integration
Molecular function (GO): DNA binding
Source: RefSeq, a predicted model, not a curated record
AAUGUUCUCAGUUUGAACUUGGAGAAGACGGAAAGGGGAAAUACAUUAGAUUUAUUGGCCGUAACAACAAAACUUUCAACGGUGGUCUGGCUCAUAUGAAAAUUAGCAACAAGGAUAUAAAACAUUAUUCUAAUGACGGACCUAGGUGUAUGUACAACAUUUUUUAGACAUAUCUCAACAUGCUUGGUAAUGAUGGAUGCUUUUAUCGAAAAACCUUUGGCUUUGGUCGGAAAUACAAUCCGGUAUGGAAAGCAGCCGCUUGGUGUAAAUAAACUAGAAGGGUUGAUGAAAGAGAUGUGUCAAAAAGCGGGCUUAACUGGAAAUUACACAAAUCAUUCUGGGAAGAGGACGUGCGCAACAGCAUUGUACAAAGCAGGAUUAGAUGAACAAACAAUAAUGGAUCGUACUGGACACAGGUCGUCAGCUGUUAGGGCAUACAAAACGAAAACUGAUGAAAUAGAGCAAAAAGUGUCUUCUGUGUUAAAUCCACCAAGUAUUGAUACAGUUUCUGUUACCCAUAAUGAAUUGGAAGUUGAAGAGCCACCUUUCAAGUGUACAAAACUUGAACCAGUCAACUCUGAAAAUUCCGCAAAUUGUCGUGACAUUUCAACGCGCCUAAAAUGUUUGAAUGAUAUUGCUAACACAAGUGGAACUGUAAAUUUUAACAACUGCAAUUUUUCUUUCACUUAAACAUUUGUUAAAAGAAAGUUAAUUGGAAUUUUCCAAAUGGAACAAUUUUUUAAUUAUUUUUUUUUCAAAACUGAAAGAAAGAACUUUUCGAAUCUUUUUUCAACUUACGGGAGCUAGCGAAAAGCAAUUUUUGUUUUGAGUUUAAAACAUGUUUCUUGCCAUGUGUUGUGUUACAAAUGACUUAUUGCUUUGUGUUACAAAUGAAACAAAUAAAUGUUCAUGACCUUUCACUUUUUUUUCUGUUUCCAAAAUAUUUCAGAGGCGGAUAUCUUUCAAAAAAUGGGGUGGAGCUUCAGCCAUGGAAUAACAUGAACAUGAAUAUGUUGUACCAUAGCUAAGCUCCGCUUUUAUUCCUUUGGAUUCUAGUUGAGCUGCAUAUUUAAUUAGCAAGUAUGGUACAACAUAAAUUUGCAUAUAUUAUACCAUGGUUUUCCCUCGACACACUUUUUAAGCAAAUUAUUUCAUUAAAACAUCAAAGGAAAACAUCCAAUUUAUGUUACAAC